Molecule: messenger RNA, 2657 nt
Organism: Rana temporaria (common frog)
Lineage: Eukaryota; Metazoa; Chordata; Amphibia; Anura; Ranidae
Product: endothelial zinc finger protein induced by tumor necrosis factor alpha-like
Exons: 3
Coding region: 50-2212 (720 amino acids)
Biological process (GO): regulation of transcription by RNA polymerase II
Molecular function (GO): RNA polymerase II cis-regulatory region sequence-specific DNA binding; DNA-binding transcription factor activity, RNA polymerase II-specific
Source: RefSeq, a predicted model, not a curated record
UACAGUUAAGGAAGAGAUAAAAGAGGAGGAGGAUGAUGAGUUUGAUGUAAUGGAGGAGUUUUCAGAAGGACACAGAGACACCUUUAAGGAGGUCAUGAUGGAGCAUUUCAGAGAUACAAACCCACCAGAGAGAUGUCCCCAUUCUCUGUAUUCCUGGGAUUCCAUACCGGAAGCUCAUGAGAUCCCUCACCGUCAUCAGCAUGAAGAACAGAUUGAAAUGAAAAUUAAUUUUAAAAAGAUAGAGACACAUGUGGGAGCUGAAAAUACAUCUGGAGAAGAGGACAAUAUGGAGGUGACAUUAAAAGAGGAGUUAUCUUCUCUACAUAUCAACACAGAUGGAUGUAAUGCCCAGAUGACCUCGGAGGGACUUCUUUUUUUAUUUCCAAAGCAUGAUGCAGAAGAUAACAGCAAUGCCCAAUGUUCUCUUGGGGCAAACCCCUCUGUUCAAAAUAUACCUCUUGGUGUGGCUAGAUCAACUGUUUUUUCUAAUCCUGAGGAACUUUCUGAUAAAUCACAAACCAUUCUGGCAAUUAUGCCUCAAAGAUCUAACCUUACAAAAGGACCACUAGAUCCAUCUGGUCCUGAGGAACCCUCUUGUGAUGGAUCACAAACGUUUAUCCCAAUGAUAUCUUCAAUAUCUCACAUUACACAGAGACCUCUAGGUCCAUCUGGUCCUGAGGAACCCUCGUAUGAUGAAUCGCAAACAUUUACCUCAAUAAUGCCUUCAAGAUCUCACGUUACACAGAGACCCUUAAUUCCAUCUGGUCCUGAGGAAACCUCUUGUAAUCCAUCACAAACGUUUAGCUCACUUAUAUCUUCAAGAUCCCACAUUACACAGAGACCACCAGGGCCAUCUGAUUCUGAGGGACUCCCUUAUGGCCCAUCACAAACAUUUACCUCAAUUAUGUCUUCAAAAUCUCAUAUUACACAUAGACCCUUAAUUCCCUCUAGUCCUGAGGAACCCUCUUGUGAUGCAUCACAAUUGUUUACCUCAAUGAUGUCUUCAAGAUCUCACGUAACACAGAGACCCCAAGGUCCAUCUGGUCCCGAGGAACCUUAUUGUGAUCCAUCACAAGCGUUUACCUCAAUGAUGUCUUCAAAAUCUUACGUUACACAGAGGCCCCUAAUUCCAUCUGGUCCUAAGGAACCCUUUUCUGAUAGAUCACAAACGUUCUCCUCAAUGAUGUCUUCAAGAUCUCAUGCUACACAGAGAUACCUACGCCCAUCUGGUCCUGAGGAACCCUUUUGUGAUCCAUCACAAACAUUUACCUCAAUUAUGUCUUCAAAAUCUCAUGUUUCACAGAGAUCCUUAAUUCCACCUGGUCCUGAGGAACCCUCUUGUGAUGCAUCACAAAUGUUUACCUCAAUGAUGUCUUCAAAAUCUCGCGUUACACACAGAACCUUAAUUCCAUUUGGUCCUGAGGAACCCUCUUGUGAUCCGUCACAAAUGUUUACCUCAAUUAUGUCCUCCGGAUCUCACAUUAUACAAAGAACCCUAAGUCCAUCUGAUCCUGAGGAACCCACUUCUGAUAUGUCCCAUACUGUCAGACACGGAGAUGAAAAGAUAUUCCAAUGUUCAGAAUAUAAUAAGCGUUUUAGAGAAAGAGACGAUCUUCUUUUACAUCAGUACGUCCACACCAGUGAGCAUCCUUUUCCAUGUCUGGAAGGUGAUAAAUGUUUUAAGUGGGAGUCAGACCAGGGCUUUUCAUGUACAGAGUGCGGGAUAGCAUUCAAACAUGGUCCAGAACUUGUCAAACAUUUCAGGAGCCAUGCAAAGGAGAGGCCCUUCCUGUGUUUGGAAUGCGGAAAGUGUUUUAAACAAAACACCCAUCUACAGAGACAUAUCAAGGUCCACACGGGCGAGACUCCAUUCUCAUGUUCAGAGUGCGGCAAAGGAUUUGCAGUGAAAGGGGCGCUCGUCUCCCACCAGUGGAUGCACACCGGUGAAAAGUUAUUUGUGUGUCAGGAGUGCGGGAAAGGCUUUACCCGCAAAGACAAGUAUAUCUUACAUCAGAUGACCCACACGGGUGAAAUGCCGUAUCUCUGCGCACAUUGCGGGAGAGGUUUCACAGAAAAAAAUAAGCUAAACAGACAUCAGCUGACACAUACAGGCGAGCGUCCCUUUUCCUGUACGGAAUGCGGCAAGAGCUUCGCGCAGAGGUUCGGUCUCGAUCGGCAUCGCAGGCUUCACACAGACGUUAGUUCAUUUUAAUGUUAAGUCUGGUUAGUGGUUUAGGAUAAGCGGUUAAGGUGCUCCCAUUUUUUUCUAACAUGCUUUUUCUAACCAUCUUUGGGUGCUCACAUGGUUUUCUCACCUUGGAAUGGCCUUCAAGAGCUCAAGAGCAAAGGUCUCACCACAGAAGUCCCUAAGAGAUACAAAAGAACCAUUAUGUGGACUGAUCCUUUACAACUACUACUACUUGGUGCACCCCUCAAACUAAACAAGAAGAAGAGAGGACCUUUUCCGAAAGAUCUACCAAUCUAAGAAGUGGAGGAGACUUGAGAGGUCUUAGCGGAGGUUGACAAGCUUCAAAGGGGGCACUUUUUCGAUAGAAAAUUGUGGACAGUUUAUUCUGCAUUUUAUAAACGGAAAUCUUUUUUUACAAUCAAUUUUACAAUAUAUAUAUGUUUUAAAUAAAUAUAAUCGAAAACAAUCA